UGCUGUUUGCCAUUGCAGGGCAUGAGGAAAGGCUGGGAGUCAAGAACAAAGAGCAAGCUGACACAGUGAAGGAAACAUCACAAACAUCUCCAAACCAGCUAAAAUGAAGUUCGUCAUUUUGUUUUUAUCGCUAAUCUUAUCCGUGACUAAUGCUGCCCCUAACUCGAGGAAAGCACCCACGGUUGCACCCAUCCUAAUCACCGUGCAGCCAACUGAGGCUAGAUCUCGCUUUGCUAUGUUAGAUGACGUACGACUGCUGGCUAACGGUCUGCUCCAGCUCGGUCAGAGUCUCCGUGAGUUUGUGCACAAGACCAAGGCUCAGAUCAAUGACAUCUUCCAGAAGCUUAACAUUUUCGACCGCUCCUUCUACCAGCUGUCGGUGGUCACCAGUGAGAUUAAAGAGGAAGAGGAGAAGCUGAAGAAGACGACCACAUUUUUGAAGGUCAACAAUGAGGAGAUCAGAAACUUGUCGAUGGAGAUCAACACUAAAAUCAACAACAUUUUGGAGGAGAGAAGCCAACUGCACAACAAGGUCGGAGGAUUGGAGGAGAAGCUGAAGGGGUUGUCUCAAAGCAUGAUUCCCUUGGAGCAACUUCAGGAGAUCUCUGGCCUUAAGGACAUCAUUGAAACACAAGAAAAGACCAUCACGGACCUACUUAAAUCUGUGAAAGAGCAACAUGAACAGCUCAGCUACCAGAAAGUGAAAAUUAAGAGUCUUGAGGAUAAGCUGAGUUAUGACACUUUUCAAGACACAGCUGAAAAAGCAUCAGAUUUGAGUCCAGAAACACCUGACCCCUUUGGGUACUUGACAAUGAAUUCCACUAAUGGAACUAUGGACGGAAAUGACUUCCUAACAGAUUGCAGUGAUGUAUUCAAAAGUGGCCAGAUGAAGAGUGGUAUUUACCCAAUCAAACCCAAUCAAUCGGAUCCUUUCAAUGUGUACUGCGAAAUAAAUUCUGAUGGAGCAGCAACGGUCAUUCAGAGAAGGGUGGAUGGUUCUGUUGAUUUUGAUCAGUCGUGGGAAAAAUAUGAACAUGGAUUUGGCCAACUGGAAAAAGAGUUCUGGCUUGGCUUGGCCAAAAUCCAUUCCAUUGCUCAGCAAGGAGAAUACAUUCUGCACAUUGAACUUGAAGACUGGAAAGAGGAAAAGAGAUUCAUAGAGUACACGUUCACCCUGGAUGGCCCUUCGAAUGGGUACACCCUUUAUUUGGCACCUCUGUCUGGAGAUCUGCCCAAUGCCAUGAGCAACCACACGGGCAUGAAGUUCUCAACCAAGGACAGAGACAAUGAUAAACACAGCGAAUCCAACUGUGCCCGCAACUACACAGGCGGUUGGUGGUUUAACGCAUGUGGAGACACCAACUUAAAUGGGAGAUAUGCCUGGAUGAGACCAAAGGCUCGCCCCCAGCGCAGGAAAGGAAUAUACUGGAAGCCUGCCAAAGGAAGCCCCUUCACCCUUAAAUCCACAAAGAUCACUAUCAGACCUUUAACCUAGUUUCAAUAAUUACUGACCCCAACUUUUACCGAGCCAUUCAAGAUCAAUUAGAGGGGUCGAAGUGGCAGUAAUCUCUGGCCAACUAAGCUUCCCUCCUUCGUUACAGACAGUCUAAAAUUGCUGAUUUCCACAACAGAUUGACGCAACUGAAACAGGGCAUUGACUCCGAGGUAGAAACCGGGUAUUGCAACAUGCAUGUGCUAGUUCAGUAUAUCCCUAGGUCAUUGGAUUACAACCUUGGUAAAGCCGUUUUACAAAAUAAUGGUAAAAAAUUACUUGGGUUCAAAUAACACAUCUGGAACAAAACUAAGGAUCUGAUGCAUGUUAAUAAGAACGGACUAAAUUUAAUAAGCUUGUUCACUAUAUGCAUAUUAUUGAACUACGUUGCAUUCAGUUAUAGUUCUCAAUAUAUUGUUUAACUUUUUUUAUUUAAAAUACUGUAAGAAAAUUCACAGAUUGUUCAAAAGCUUGUUCACUAUAUGCAUAUUAUUGAACUAUGUUGCAUUCAGUUAUAGUUCUCAAUAUAUUGUUUUUUUUUUUACUUAAAUAUUGUACGAAAAUGUACAGAUGUGGCACAUUCAUAAAAAAAUACUUCAGUUGGUAACACCUCAAAUAUAAAAAAAAUCAACAAUUUUUUUUUACAUAAAGUUUUAAGGCUUUACCUAUUGAAGUAUUUUUUUUAAUUAAUCCAACUUUUACUUUUACAGAGUAUAUGGUGAUUCAAGCUGUCCCCUUCCAAAUUCAUUGCAUGGUUCUGUUAAACAUUUCUGUUUGUGUUACAUGCAUGAAAAAUGUAUAUGCAAGUCGGUAAAUGUGGACAUAAAUAAUAUGUCUCAAAAUAUAAAUACAUAAGAUAUCAAAUUACAUAUAUAAAUGUUAAUAAUUAAAGUCGGUAUACAUUGCUACCAAGUAAUUGUAAUGUAAUAGUGGUAAAAGUUAUAUAUCCUGCUUCUUUUAUGUGUUGAGUCAUAUUGACUCCUUGUUAAGCUUUGUGCAUACUCAGCUGUAAUGUGUAUAUAUUUUUAGUUUACAGAAUGUUUCCUCAGUAGUGUGCUUUAUAUUUAUAGUAAAACUUUCAGACAUUAAUGCAAAAAUAAAAAUAAAUCUUUCUUAACGUCUCACA
Messenger RNA from Paramisgurnus dabryanus, 2618 nucleotides. It is a transcript of the gene angptl3, whose product is annotated as angiopoietin-like 3. The record is from RefSeq and is a predicted model, not a curated record. Gene Ontology annotation, biological process: blood coagulation; blood coagulation, common pathway; fibrinolysis. Gene Ontology annotation, molecular function: protein-macromolecule adaptor activity; extracellular matrix structural constituent. NCBI's taxonomy places the organism in Eukaryota, Metazoa, Chordata, Actinopteri, Cypriniformes, Cobitidae. Gene Ontology annotation, cellular component: fibrinogen complex.